Cydia amplana is the source of this 6953-nucleotide messenger RNA. RefSeq names its product protein hobbit (gene hob). The record is from RefSeq and is a predicted model, not a curated record. Bases 119 to 6682 code for a protein of 2187 amino acids. The transcript is spliced from 41 exons. Lineage: Eukaryota; Metazoa; Arthropoda; Insecta; Lepidoptera; Tortricidae.
GUCAUCGGCUGUUGGUCGCUCUACGGCGGAGGUUAUGACCCGUAAAGUGAUCUAAAAUGGACAUGUAUUCGUCCGUAAUUUCUAAUUAAAGUGAUUAAAUAGCAUUUUAGCAAUAAAAAUGCAUGUCUUAUUAAUAUUGUGUUUUAUAAUCGUCGGUAUAUAUUCGUGUGUUUCAUGGCUCCUCCCGACUCUCUUGGCCUGGCUGUUCAAGAGAAAGUACCAUAUAAAGCUGAAAAUAGGUCGCAUUGGUUUGCCGAAGUUAAUAUUACGAGAUGUUAACUUAUCUAGAGAUGGAUAUUCCAUUCAAAUCGACGAAAUCUCCUUCAGCAGUAGUUUCUUCAACUCGGAAACCAACAAACUUGUAUCCGUACUCAUCCGCGGCUUCAACGUAACCAACAUUGUAGAAGAGAAGCGGAGUACAGUCGAGACUAUUCUGAAGCCGUUGCUGUCGAAACAGAACUCGACUAAUAGUAGGGGGGAGGUGGAGGAGGUGACAUUUGAGGAGUUAGAUCGAGGGUUGAGGGUGACGGAGAGGAAGCUGCUGGAUUUUAGGGAUAAGAAGCUACCGCCUAGCUUAAUAAUGUUUGCUCAGUUCAUGGGGGUCCACAUAACCAACGCGACGGUGACCAUCCACGGUCCCUCCUUCACGCUGGAAGGCUCAGCGUGCCAACUCCAUGCAGAUGGAGCUGCGGGCGGCCCGGCGCGCGCUCUGGUGUUCUGCGCUAAUCUGCUUGAAGCCAAGGCUCGCGUUCUGAAGGAGCGGAAAGUUUUCGCAGAAGCAGGACUCAGUGUACUAGUUGAGGGCACAGUGAAAGCUGAUGGACCGCUCAAUGUUGAGAAAAUUCACUGUGCCGUCAGCAACACUCAGAUAUCAUUCCACGACGAGCUGCACGAGCUGGUUAAGAAGCAGAGGCGAUACAAGCGACCGCAGGUUAGACAGUAUACUUCUGAAGAUCAAGAGGCGUCGCCUGCGUUACCGAGGUUGUCACCUGUAGUACCAAAGAUAUUUAGUUUAAAGAUUGACACAACGAAUGUAACAUGUAUAGACAACGUUACGAAAACGGACUUCAAGGCAUCUCUCAACAGUUUCCAAGUAAACUCUCGAUUUUGCGCCGCAUCAGUACACACGGACGCCGCAGGCGUAGAGUCGUGCGCCCGCGUGCAAAUGUACGUGGCGUUGCAGUUAGAGCAACUGCAAGUGACCGCGCAGUGUCGGAAGGAAAUGUGUGAAGAUGUGCUGCUUUAUAAUAACAAGCUAAAGUUGGAUGCCAAGCUAGAAAAAGGCGUGCUGAACCUCUACCUGAUUCUGAGCACGCUCAAACUGUCGUACGGCCAUGAGAACGUGUUCCGCUGGUACACCUCAGUACUGGAGAGGCUCGACAAGACCAAGCCUAUGAAGAUACAGCCGGCUACCACGACCCAAUCUCUAGGUCUCCUGGACAGCAUACUCCGCGCAUGCGUGGUGCAAGGUUGCGCAGAACUAAGACACGGUUCGCUGCGCGCACGCCUCCCUGCCCCACUGUCGAUUGGUUGCCAGGGUCUCAAGGUCAAGCUGGAUCAACUAGUGGACACAAGAGAGGAGCCCUACACUGCGUCAUUCCCGCGUGUCCUCCUCGGCUCUCGGCAUUGGAGCACAGAACUCCUCAUAGACUCCGGUUGGUUGUCGUGCGAUUCCAGAGAAGAUCCCCCUCCGCGGAAACACCACGCUUGGGGCGCGGCAUUACUCGCGGUUGCCCUUGUCAAAUGGGGCAGCCAUGGGCCCAGGGACUCCAAGGUUGAAGCCAUGAUGGACUGCCUCCGCAUCGAAUGGUCCAACACCGUGGCCACAACCCUCGUCAGCUUCCUCGACUGCGUCCACGCCUACCGCUCCCCCCGCGCCGCCGACCCCUCCCCCCCCUCCCCCUGCCUCGUCACCCUCAACGUGGCAUUGUCACAUAUCAAUGCCUUCUUGAUAGUGAAUGAGAGCAUGUGUCUGAUGAUGAGGGUAGACGCGGUGACGGUAGAGAGGGGGGCGGUGCGGGGGGCCGCGGUGGUGUCGGGGGUGAAGGUGGUUGAUAUGGUGCCUUUCAAAGGCAAUUUCCAAUGUCAACGCUCAGACGAGAUCCCAAAAUCAUUUUUCCACGUCCGUCUAGCGAGAAUAGAACACACACCACACGAAGAAAAUAAUUCCUCCCUCUUAGACUUCCAAUUCCUCGAAACUACGGACUGCGAAUGGAGUGCCAACUUACACUUAAAGAUAAUGCAGUUCGUGAAGGCGGUGAAAGGGUUUAAGGAGGAGUUGGGGAAGUGGAGACGUGGGGGUGGGGGGAAGAAGAGUAAGUUGGAUUGGAGGGUGGGGAUUAAGGGGGAGACGAGCUUGGCGCUGUUGUUGUCCAAGGAGAAUAAUAUGAUAUUUGUUACUGAUGACCUAACAGUCUCCUACGACCACAUACUUGGACUAUCCAUAGUCUGGAGUCAGUUAAAGAUGAUUCUCAAUGGCGAUGAAGUUGUCACAGUAGAAGGUUACACACAGGAGAGACCCCAAGAUGACCACGAGGUCAGAGUGGAACGGAGUGCUGCUGAGGGCUUUGUGUUACCUUGGAACAGGGUUUGGGCGGUGACCGUAGAAUCGGUAAGAGUAAUAUUCCCAUACAAGCAUCGUUUCUCGGACGCGGUGCAAGGCGACUUCGUGUCGCACUUCAAGUGGAUUAAGAAGAUACAUGGCAUCGGAAAGACGAAGCGCGAGAAUACGCUCCCUAGCGACUUACAUAUUAAGAUCGAAGAGGUCCUGAUAGAAAUGAGUGACGACCCGUUCGAAGUGAAGCUGCGGGACAAUUAUGAAUUGCUAGAAGAUGAGUAUAAAGAGAGCCAAAAGCGACGGAGCAUGCUGGAUGCGAAGGUCCAAGAGCUCUGUAAGCCCCACCUAUUCCUCCCAGCCGGGAAAAUCGACGAACUCUACGCAGCUCUAAGUCAGAAGGACGCUCAGAUCUACGUCGUCCGUUGCCGCGCCGCGCCGCCGCCGCGGACUCGCCUCGUCGCGUGUUGUUUGAGCGGCUUCAGGCUGCUGGCGUUGGCUGAUCCGAGCAUACAUGGAGUGAGAGCGCAGGAUAAGCUGAGAGAGCUGGACGCGGACAGCCCAUGGCCCGAAGACGGCGUAGAAUUCACCACCCUGUGGUGUCGCGCCAUCAGCCUGAACUGCGCACAGUGGCAGCUGUUGCUCCGAGACUUCCCGCAGCCAUUGCUCCGGCUGAGCUCACUGCGGUUGUGGGGCUCUCUCUGUGGCGCCGAGGAGCAUCCGCCGCCUAGAGCCGUCCGAACAGUAACGAUAGACCAAGGGGACCCGUGGGGCGAGAUGGACUUAGAACGAAGCAUGAUGCCCCUUAAGUGGUAUUACGACUUGUGUUGCGAAAUGGCCGAGUUUAGCUACGCGUUCGGACCUUGCUGGGAGCCGGUUAUCGCACAAUGCAACUUAUCAUUCGACCAAGUAUCGCGCCCAUCUCUGGACCCGUCAGCGCCGCUCGCGUUUUGGGACAAAGUGCGCCUCCUGAUGCACGGACGACUAACUGCGAAUUGUGGGAAGUUCACAUGUCUGCUACAUGUGUCGUUGGACCCUUAUAACACUACAGAAGAAAUGGAAUUGACGUGGACCGACUUGGUUUUAGACUGGACUAAUGGCAAGCUCGGCUUCCUCGGCGAGUUGAACGUGUUCGUCCGUACUGCCAGCAAGUACGACGACUGUCGCGUGCUGCGGGUUCCAGCCCUGAAACUGUCAGUGAAGCUUGGCUGGUUAUGUGUUGGUGAUCCGCGCGACCAUCGUGCCGUGGCGCCGUGCGCGCCUACGCGAUUACCAGAGUACUCUAGCAACCAGGAACAUGAUUCGUACCGAGCUUUCCGGUCUCAAAAUCUGGAUCUGCACAUAAGUAUGGAAACGAAACCUAUUGAGAGGGAUGGACCUAUUCUACUAUUAUAUGGAAGUACAUUAAGAUGGUUCGAGAGUCUGAAACUGAUUCUGUCCGGUGUGACUCGGCCGACGCGCCGCGGACGCGUGUUUGAAAACCUUAAACCGCGCAAACUGCAGCUAUCUCGUCACUACCGGGAAGUCAGCGCCGCGGUCACACUACACAACCUGCAGGUGUUCUACUGGUCUUCUUCAUCUAUGCAACGCGGCAUAGAGAUGCUCGGAGUCCGCGUCACCUGCGGCUCCAAACAUCGACUGUCCCUUGUAAAAACUAGCGACAAUCUAGUGAGGAGGCCCCGAGCCAACUGGACGACGGGUUAUAUGAAUUGCGACCUUAAUGACGCGGAGAUAUGGUUGAAAACGCCGGUGGCCAUGCCUGAUGACCGGGACGGUGAUGAGACCUUAGCCCUGAAGCCCGCACCAAUGGAAAAAUGCUACUGCCUGUCCGUCCGCCGAGUGUCAUACGGGCGCGAGUGCGGGGACGCCGAGUCCGCGCCGACGCAUCGCCUGGCCGUCCACGAUCUACGGGGAGCGUGGACGAAACUUAACAGGGACUUGGCUUUCGCGCUUAUCGACACGUAUAUUAAAACACAGCAACUGAAGAAGAACCUGUCAACAAAAGCGCUCAAAGAAGAAGACAGGCUGGACGCAUCACCGAAACACCAGCGAGAGGGUGAUGUUGCGUCCCCACCGCCCGCCUCGACGCAAUCAAGCAGUGCCCCUGGUUCCAACGCUGAAGGAAUGCUGGCAGCCCUAGUGGCUGAGGCCGGCAGCGAAGCCCCCGUAGUAUUCAGCGACGAUUUGAGUGGCGCCGAAGGGGACACGCCUCCGUCCCAUCCUCACCAUCCCCGUCAUGUUCUGGAUGAUGAAAACGCCCAUACGGCGUUUCUUAUUGAGUUAGUAAAUUCGCAAGUGGUCCUGAAAGGCUGUGAGAGUCGCGGCUAUGUAAUUCUGUGUGCGGCGCGCGCUGAAGUUCGGCAACGGGUACGUCGUUCGCCUGCCGCUACAGCCUGGAGCGGGGCGUUGUCGGCCAUGCAGUACUAUGCCACUGUUAGCGCGGGCGACAAAGACCAGCUGGACGAAAACAUCCAAUGGGUAUCAGUAGAAGAGAUCUCGGAGCGUUGUGGCGGCGCUGAAAUCAGCACUUUACCGGACGUGCCACGGCUUGUGGGCAGUGGACACUCGGCAGGAGGGGUCAUAGGGCGCUGCGUCGGGCCCAGUGAGCACGCUGGCCUUGCACAGCUCCAACGCAUAGUUUCCCGCUGCGCAUGCGAGUUCUACUACGUGUCCCACGACUCAGCAGAAGUUAGCAGCGGCGGUGCCGCAGGUUGGGCGUCAGCCCCUCAACCUUAUGACUCCUUUACACUCAUGCAUCACGAUCUCGACGUGUGCACCAACUCGCUGCAGUACGCCAUGCUCCUCGACGUAGUGAACAACGUGGUACUACACGUUGAGCCAGAGCGCAGGCGCACGCUGGAGAGGCGCGCGCGCACGCGCUUUCAGUUACAGUUACAUCAGGAUCAGGAUCCAAGGACGCUCAUACAUAGCACACAGACUCAGGUCCGCGAAUCCCUCGCUCGUCUCCGGCGCCUAGAGAAAGAGUACUAUCUGAAGAACCGCUCCAUUUCUAGCGACGACCCCGACCCGUUAGCCGUCGCUGAGCUGAAGAGUUUGGACGACCAGGUCAACGAAUGCAAAGAUACCGUCUGGUGCCUCGGCGAAGAGCUAGACGCGAUGGUCCGCGCCUGGCGAGAGAGCCGUCGAGGGGCCGCCCCAGCCGUGCGGAGCCCCUCGGCCCCUCCGCAUAGAUACAACGAGAUCUGCUUCAAGAGCGCUCGCUGGAGACUGACAGAUGCUGACGGACAGUUGGGCAUCGCUGACUUGCUGUUGACUAACUUCCUGUACACGAAGACUUCCCGCUCGGAUGACUCGGUCGAGCAUCAGCUCGAAGUGGGAUACGUCCGCGUCACCAAUCUACUGCCGAAUGAACCAUUCCCAGAGGUGUUGGUGCCCCAAGCGCCCUCAGGGCGGGCGCCGCUGGCGCGUCGUGCGACGCUACGCGUAUUCUGCAGAGAUCGACCGCCUGUAGGCGGCAUCAGUGUUAAAGAACAUUUUGAAGUCAACAUCGUACCUAUCAGGAUAGGUCUCACAAAGAAGUUCUUCAACACCAUGCUAAAGUUCUGCUUCCCCGAGCGCGACCCUGACUCCAUCGAGGAUGGGGAGGAAGAUGAGGGAACUCUCCGAGCUGGUUCCUCUACGGCCAGCCUGGUUUCCACAGGGUCGAAGAAAUCUAAGAAAAAGGGCAAGGAUUCUAACUCCAACUUCUAUGUCAAGAGAGAUAAGAAGGAUAAAGAUGAUGUGGAAAAGAUGAAGGAGCGCGCAGAAAAGAACAAACUAUUCAUCUACAUCAAGAUCCCAGAAGUGCCGGUGCGCGUGUCCUACAAGGGCAGCAAAGAAAAAAAUCUAGAGGAUGUCAGGGACCUUCCGCUAGUUCUUCCUACCUUGGAGUACCACAAUGUUACUUGGACGUGGCUGGACCUGGUGCAAGCAACCAAGAGCGAUACCAGAAGGGUGAUAGUGUCGCAGGCGAUCCGUCAGAAGCUGCAACUGCACCGGCGCUCCGCCGCCGCACCGGAGCCGCAUGAGGAAGAUAAAGCCAGGCUGCUUCUUGGAGAGAGAACCGUAGCGGAGAACAAACCUCAAAAGAAAAGCACCCCAGGCGUAUUCAAGUUCUCCAAAUCCUAGCGCAAGCAUUUAUUCUAAAACGAACCAUACGCAGACUGCAUAAGAUUCACUUUUGAAUCAUAGCUUAAGCAUAGUCCAGGCUAGUGUAGACACUAGUUAUCAGUUAAUUUUCGGAAGGUUGUAUAUCGAUGUUCGAUUUAAGCGAAAUUGUAACGUAACUCGUAUACUUUUUGGGUUAUUUUACGGUGUCAGAGAAGGUUGGAAUACGAACCUGCGUAAGUUAUAUUUACACAUUGUGCAACAUCGACUACUGAAAAAUGUAGACUCAUUA